Aspergillus melleus is the source of this 522-nucleotide messenger RNA. Its product is annotated as H(+)-transporting V1 sector ATPase subunit D. The record is from RefSeq and is a predicted model, not a curated record. Gene Ontology annotation, biological process: vacuolar acidification. The transcript has 6 exons. Gene Ontology annotation, molecular function: proton-transporting ATPase activity, rotational mechanism. The coding region runs from base 1 to 522 and encodes 173 amino acids. NCBI's taxonomy places the organism in Eukaryota, Fungi, Ascomycota, Eurotiomycetes, Eurotiales, Aspergillaceae. Gene Ontology annotation, cellular component: vacuolar proton-transporting V-type ATPase complex; fungal-type vacuole membrane.
AUGUCGGGUGCCGUGGGCCGUGAGGCUGUCUUCCCGACUCGUCAAUCGCUGGGGUUGAUGAAGGGUAAGCUGAAGGGCGCUGAAAUUGGUCACAGCUUGUUAAAGAGAAAGAGUGAAGCAUUGACAAAGCGAUUCCGCGAGAUCACUCGCCGUAUCGAUGAAGCGAAACAGAAGAUGGGACGGGUCAUGCAGAUUGCUGCCUUUUCUCUAGCGGAAGUUAGCUACGCCGUCGGAGGCGAUAUCGGUUACCAGAUCCAAGAGUCCGCCAAGCAGGCUCGAUUCCGCGUCCGGACCAAACAAGAGAACGUGUCUGGUGUCCUAUUACCUCAUUUCGAGAGCUUCACGGAGGACUCUAUCAACGACUUUGGUCUCACCGGUCUUGGAAAAGGUGGUCAGCAGGUGCAACGAUGUCGGGAAACCUACGCCAGGGCGGUAGAGACACUGGUUGAACUUGCGAGUCUACAGACUGCAUUCGUUAUUCUGGACGAGGUGAUCAAGGUUGUCAACCGAAGAGGCAUCUAG